Messenger RNA from Gopherus flavomarginatus (Mexican gopher tortoise), 4927 nucleotides. It is a transcript of the gene NFIX, whose product is annotated as nuclear factor I X. The transcript has 13 exons. The record is from RefSeq and is a predicted model, not a curated record. Gene Ontology annotation, molecular function: DNA-binding transcription factor activity, RNA polymerase II-specific; RNA polymerase II cis-regulatory region sequence-specific DNA binding. Gene Ontology annotation, biological process: regulation of transcription by RNA polymerase II. Gene Ontology annotation, cellular component: nucleus. Lineage: Eukaryota; Metazoa; Chordata; Testudines; Testudinidae. The coding region runs from base 1280 to 2788 and encodes 502 amino acids.
UCUCCUCACCGUGCCCUGGAACCAAUGCGCCGUCGCCUAGCAACGUGGUGCUGAGUUGAGACAAAGGGCCACAAGUCAAACCUGGCACUGGGUCAGUGUCGCGUCCAGGCGACGUGUCGUCAGGUCACCCACACGUAGGGCGGCCACCUCUGAGCAACAAAGAACUGGGACAGCCCGGCUGGGCCUGAGCCCACAGAACCGGCCAGCUGGCAGCGUGUGCUCUGUGCCCUCACAGGCCUCCCGGCCAGCCACCGCCACAAAGGGGCGACCCGCGGAAAACCUGGACAGGUGGCAACCUGUCCCCCCAGAAUGGGUUACAUUUACAUUACAACAUGGCAUGACCUCAGACCAGGGCACUGAGUCAGAAAGUGGCCUUGGAAUGACUCGCAAGCACCUAGACAAUGGGAUGGUGCGGGGACGGGUGCUGUCUGAAUGUGGCACCAAGAUGAAAUACCAUCAUCUCGUGGCUCAAUGGUGUCACAAGAAACAGCAUCGGAGGGAGACUUUGCAACAUUACGGCCUCAUGCCAUGUCCUGGCUUCGAAACACGGUGUCCAGAUGACAUACCAGCUCGCUGGCCUCUAGUUGAGUGGUCGAUGCCCCACAAUGCUGCUAAAUUGUGCCUCAUAAGACGAUGUGAAAAUGUCACAUUGCAAUGUUGUUGUUAUCUGACACCCUGCAAUGCAAGCUGACAGCGUAGUGCCAAAGUAUGCCACAUCAAGAACCAGCUUUUCAGGGUCUGAGAUACCGGUGUGUUGGAGUAUCCCAGCCUCAAGGAGAAAUGUGAAGGACUUUAACCUUUAUGACCUCACAGAAUGUCACCAUGUCCUAUCUUGUAACCUGAUGGAUACACUUGAUUUCCACCUGGGAUUGCAGUGACCAGCUCCUAGGUGCAGCUCCUGCCAUCUCAGCCAGGAAGAGAGAAACCCCCAAGCUCAGCACAGCUGGUACCAGCUUGUCUAAGGAAGUUUACCGGUGCAUGCCAUCCCCUUCUUCACCUCGCAUCCUGAAUUGUUUCUUGGUGUUGUCCUGUGCUGUCGUGUUCCACCCCAGAGGUGGCUGCAUUUUGGAGCUGAGUGAAGCAACAGUGAUCUAGCUGUCUGUUGGAUCUAUCCUUCAAGAUGAAAGGUUCCUUGGAGACCUCAGAGCUCCAAGGCGGGGUUACCACUCGGCGGCAUGGACUAGAGAGCGAACUGCCGCAGCGUUAGCCAUGCAGCCACCUAGCCAGCUGUUCUCCAUAUGAAAAACAGUUCUGCACCAGUGUUUUUCCAAAAAUAACCAUGUAUUCCCCAUACUGCCUGACCCAGGAUGAAUUCCACCCUUUCAUCGAAGCUCUCCUCCCCCAUGUCCGGGCCUUCUCCUACACAUGGUUCAACCUGCAAGCUCGGAAGCGAAAGUACUUCAAGAAACACGAGAAGCGGAUGUCCAAGGAUGAGGAGCGAGCCGUGAAGGACGAGCUGUUGGGGGAAAAACCGGAGAUCAAGCAGAAAUGGGCAUCGCGGCUACUGGCCAAACUCCGCAAAGACAUCCGCCCCGAGUUCCGGGAGGAUUUUGUCCUGACCAUCACCGGUAAGAAAGCACCCUGCUGCGUCCUCUCCAACCCGGACCAGAAGGGCAAAAUCCGCAGGAUUGACUGCCUGAGGCAGGCCGACAAGGUUUGGAGACUGGAUCUUGUAAUGGUCAUCCUAUUCAAAGGGAUCCCGCUCGAAAGUACUGACGGGGAGCGGUUGUACAAAUCGCCACAGUGCUCCAACCCCGGCCUCUGCGUCCAGCCACACCACAUUGGAGUCACAAUUAAAGAACUGGAUCUUUACUUGGCAUAUUUUGUUCACACUCCUGAAUCCGGACAAUCAGACAGUUCAAACCAGCAAGGAGAUGUGGACAUCAAACCACUGCCCAACGGGCAUUUGACUUUCCAGGACUGUUUUGUGACGUCGGGUGUCUGGAACGUGACGGAGCUGGUCCGAGUGUCCCAGACCCCCGUGGCCACGGCGUCGGGUCCCAACUUCUCCCUGGCAGACCUGGAGAGCCCCAGUUACUACAACAUCAACCAGGUGACUCUGGGCCGGCGGUCUAUAACGUCACCUCCUUCCACCAGCUCCACCAAGCGCCCCAAGUCGCUGGAUGACAGCGAGAUGGAGAGCCCCGUGGACGAGGUCUUCUACCCCGGGACGGGGCGCUCGCCCGCCGCCGGCAGCAGCCAGUCCAGCGGCUGGCCCAACGACGUGGACGCAGGACCGGCUUCCCUGAAGAAGUCAGGGAAGCUGGAUUUCUGCAGCGCCCUCUCCACCCACAGCACCUCCCCAAGAAUGGCUUUCAGCCACCACCCGCUGCCGGUCCUUGCAGGAGUCAGACCAGGAAGCCCCCGGGCAACAGCCUCGGCCCUGCACUUCCCGUCGAGCUCCAUCAUCCAGCAGUCCAGCCCCUACUUCCCCCACCCGACCAUCCGCUACCACCAUCACCACGGCCAGGACUCGCUCAAGGAGUUUGUGCAGUUCGUCUGCUCCGACGGGUCGGGCCAGGGCACCGGGCAGCCUAACGCUAGCGGCCAGGGCAAAGUCACGGGCUCAUUUUUGCUGCCGCCGCCCCCACCUGUGGCCAGACCUGUGCCCCUUCCAAUGCCUGACACAAAAUCCACCAGCACUAACCCAGAGGGCGGAGCGCCGACACCUACAUCACCCUCAUUCGCAGCGCCAGGCUCCUCCACUGCCAACCGCUUUGUCGGCAUCGGACCCCGGGACGGCAACUUUCUAAACAUCCCCCAGCAGUCUCAGUCUUGGUUCCUCUGAUGGGAUCUUCAAGAAAGAGACGAGAAAUCUCCCCCUAAAGCCCCCCAUGGAAGCGUCCGUCCUUCGCCCUGGAUCUUCACUGAGCUGCUCCAGUCGAGACCCAAAGGGGGUGCCCGGCUCCCACUACCCCCCGUCCCAGCCCCGAUCCGGAGCCAAUUUGAAUCGACGUGGACGAGGUUGGUCCUGUCCGAUGCGGAAUCCCCGUGCCGCCCUUGGGACGUAACGUCACAAAGAGCAAAGCCCAGCACCCCCGCAGCGAUCGCCGCAGGUCAGCCGCUCUGGAAUCGAGCGUCUCCCCCGUUCCUGGGGCGGGGAGAUCAGCAGCCCCGGACGUGCCCGGGUCAAAAUCUCCCGAAAACCACCCCGAGCGCUGCCGUGUGCCAGGAAAGAGGAGGAAGUGCUGGGGUCUUUCCAGAGCUGCAAGUGACUUAGGAUGGCAGGUUGAGGCAACGUCCAACAGCCAUGGGCACGGUCUGUCCGCACAGGGGGUCCAGCCACGGGGUGUGAUUGCACCUCGCAUAGGCUGCCCCCAGCUAGCGUUCAGGUGCCAGAAAGCUGCAGCAGCGUGAGAGAGCCCCGGGUAAUUACCCGGCCACGGCAUCCUGCUCUGGCACCUGAGCUAGCUUGGCUGCAUGAGGGGCAGCCCCACCGGGGUCUCCUUGCUGGCACUGGUUCGGCUCACGGGGUGAACAGAGUGAGAAUGGAACCAGCUGGCCUGUCCCACAAACAUAUUUGCGAGUUCAGAAAAUUUUCCUGUCUCAAAUUGGGGUGAAAAAUGGAAAUCUCAAAAAUAUUCGCCAGCCGGAAACCUGGUGAGUUUUCUGUUGUGGGUCAGUUGAAAUAUUUCAUUUUUUCCGUUUGGGCCUUUUUUCUGGGGUUUUAACCUUAUUUUUUUCAGUCAAAUUAGCUUAAAGUCGGGUCAAACCAGAAAAGUGGAAUUUUGCCUUUUUUGCAAUUUGUUCCCGAUCAGGAGACACAGCCGACCCGCCCGUUCCGGGAACGGUUCCAUUUCGGCAAAGCUGCGAUUUCCAGGGAAAAAAUGAUUUGUCACAGACUCCCGGCCAGCGCAGGGCGAUGGAAAAUCGGUGCCUCUUUUCACGUCUGUGGUCGUAAAUGGCACAUGACCUGCCCUGGCGCUGUUUCACUUGCCUCGUCUGCAUGAGAAGGCAACACUGGUUUAACUUCACCUGCUUUAAAGCCACAACACGAGGGGUGAAUUUAAACCCGUUUAAAGAGCCUGCUGUGAGCCGGACCGAUAGAAGUGGUUUACACUGAUGUAAGUGCGUCCACACAGGUGCUGAAACCGGUUUAACUGAAGUCAGGCCAGUUUUGCAGGGAACAAACUUUGUGCAUCCAAGUCACGUUGGUGCUCUGGAAAUCAUCCCUCUGUGCCCAGCAAUGAGCCGCCUUCCCGGUUCAAUUCAGAACGCUCGGGCCGGGGCUAGGCCUCUGCCCAAGAAGCCCCAGGAUUGGGUCCCUUCCGUCUUCAUCCUGGGGCAGCCAGAUUCUCCAGGGCACCUGGGAAGAUCCAGCCCCAAUGGGGUGUUUGCUGGCAGCCCUGGAGAAAUGCAGCCGGGAAGGCUACAAACCUUGCAAGCUUCCUCCUGGCUGCCCUGCCCCUGGCUCCGGCUGGCCCUCGGGCUUUGUCCACGGCCCUCCCUUCGCCGCCUGCACGGACUGGCCCCCAUCACCUCGGAGCCCAGCUGUGCCGCUGAGGAUGCUGGGAGUUUACCCAGGAUGCUCAGCGGCCGAUGGACUCAGGCUGGCUCCCAGCACGUUUCUUUCCCCCCAAACAUAAGCGCUGGGGCCAUAGCCCCCCCCCGUUCCCGCCAUAUGGGGAGUCAUGAGGAAGGCUAAGCACAGACGCUCCCGGCUGCGGGGGCAGAGUGGGCUGCGCGUGCUCCCUUCCCAGCCCCGUCAUGUCAGCCUCUCGCUCAAGAGCCCCCCUGGGCGGAUGAAGUGGGAUUCUGCCCGGGGGGGAACAGUUAGAUUAGUUUAGAGAAGGGGGCAUCUAGUCUCCUUCCCAGCUCUCCCAGUGGCUCCCAGCAUGGCCCCCUUCCGCCCCCCCCCCCACAGUGGGGUUCUCACCAGCCCUGAAAAUGCAGCGCUGGGGGGGUCCCUUUGCAAACAACCCCCCCC